Molecule: messenger RNA, 11318 nt
Organism: Lymnaea stagnalis (great pond snail)
Lineage: Eukaryota; Metazoa; Mollusca; Gastropoda; Lymnaeidae
Source: the annotation of a GenBank genome assembly
CAUCAAGAAAAAUGAGUGUUGAUGACGAUCAGACGGCAGGUAAUCAAUUCGUUAACUCAAUCUACAAUCUAACUACACUAUAGAAAUGUUACAUUGGUUGUUGUUUUUUUAAUUAAGACAAUUUCAAGCAAUUCCAAACGAAUUUUGGAAGAUCUUAGCCAUAAAUUGAUGUUUCAGCAUUUAAUAGGGAACACGAAACUUAUACCUGAAAUUCGGUGUUUUAUUAUCAACAAAUUGUUUGUGAAGUUUAAAAUUAUUUUCCACAUGGCAAAAGUCAUUGAAAAUUCUCUGGUGAAACGGCACAUGGUGAUAACAAGCAGAUUAUCAAAAUCCUCACAAACUCUAUCUGGUCAUUGAAGCUUGGGCAUUGCCCAUGGCACACCUGGUUUAAGAUGUCUUUAAAGCAGAUAUUAAUAUUUUAAUUACUUAUUUAGCUCCUUUGUGUUUCAUUCUUCGUUGAUCAAUUACAAAAUCAAAUUAUAUAAGAAAAUGUCAAAGUUAUGCAAUAAAGAUCUAAAGGUCAAGGCUACAGAUGCGUAUUGAAAUGAUUACAUGGUAUGUCUGUUCAUCACUGCAGACCAGCUGGACCAAUCAGAAGCCUCUGAUAACUAUAUGACGUACACCAAUGACGUGGUGCUGCCUGUUGACACACUUAUAGAAGUCACACGUUUACAAGAGUUCUUGAGGUCACAUGACAACAGUUAUUUUGAAGAGCAAUUUAAGGUGACAAAUAUAGAUGAGUAGAAUAAACCACACGACUUUGUCUCUCUCGUUCUCUCCCUGCUUCUUCUUUCUCUCUAUAUCAAUGUUUCAUUUUGCCUAUCUCUUCCUUUCUCUUUCUGUCUAUAUCGAUGUCUCUUUCUGUCUCUCUUUCUUUCUAUAUUUUUUUUCUAUUUUCUUCUCCCUUUAACGCGCUGAGUUUUUCUUUCUCUCAUUUUUUUCUUUCUGUCUCUCUCUCUCUCUCUCUCUUUCUCUGUAUUUUUACUAACACUUCCCUAUCUUAUUUUCUCUAUAUAUGUGUCUUCCUUUCUCGCUCUCUCUCUCUGAUUAUCUCUCUCUUAGUUAAUAUAUCUUUAUCUCCAACUUUUUAUCUCUAUCUCUUUCUCUCUUUCUCACUCUCUCUCUUUCUGUCUUUCUGACUUUCUCUGCCCAAUUCUACUUUCUCUCUCUGUCUCUUCCUCUCUCUCCAUUUUCGGUAUCAUUCUCCCUUUAUCUCUUUCUCUCAAUUUUUUGUCUCUCUCUCUCUCUCUCUCUCUCUCUUUAGAGCAUUAUAUUAUUUAGCAGAUUCAGUAAAUUUUUAGAUUCAUAAUAACACCAUAAGAGAUAUUCACUUUAGACACAAACCACGCAAGAUACUUUAGAGAUAUUACCAAAAAAACUUUGACAGACCAUUAUAAUAUAUUUUAUGCUUCGGAAAAAGACCAACAUUCAAAAUAAGGAAAUUAAUAAAAUGCAAGACAGCAGCUAAACAGUUAAAACUGUAUCAAUUGAUUUAUUUUACUAAAUAGUAAACAAACAUAUCAGUAAUAAGACAAUCAAUAUUUCCUCAUAUCUUCGGUGUCCUCUUCAGUUCUCCAAAAAAUCACUACAUCAGAUAUUACCAAUCGACUUAAAUACAAAUACUUUUCUGACAUAGUGAAGCUAUCCCACGGGCUGAUGUAUAACGUUCUCUCUUUUUACAUUUUCCAAAAUAGAUUAUCCCACGUCCAAUCAACGUCACUCAGCAUGUUGGCCUCAGCAUUGAGAACAUUCAGAAGAAUCGCUAUAAAGAUAUCUGCACCUGUAAGUCUGUCACGAUUUUUAUUUUUUUUUGUAAACAUACUAAUACACCGUUUAGAUCAUGAAAAUAAAACGACCCAAUAUCUAGAUCAGUUAUUAUUUAGGUAUUCUAGAUGCACUAGUUUUAAUUAUAAUCGUAUGUUACGCAUUGCCUUCUAUUGUUGGAAAAUUAAUCUCUUAUUGGCUCGUUCAAACAGUGCAUAACAAAAGACGACACCAUAAAGAAAUACAAUAGCAAAAAUACGACACCCUAAAGAGUUGCUAAUUGCAAUUAAUUAGAUUUAUUUAAGUAUUGUAUGAUUACUAAACAAAAGAAAUAUAAUCACAAUCAUCAACUUAAAGAACAUGGUAGAUCGUGUACCGGUACACAGUUAGUACAAUGUUCCAAUUAAUAAUGUACAAUGAUGAAUGAGAAUAAACGCAUAUGAGUACACAAAGAAUAAUACACCUGUCUCGUGAAGUUAAAAAUAGCUAUCUGAAUCUCUCUCCGCCUCCGUUAUUGCCCUCUUUGCUUUUAUAAACGGUUCUACCGAAAAACCUAGGCGUAUUCCGGAUUUUACUAGUAACUAGAAAAUUCCACAAAUGACUAUAAUUUUCGAACACCUUCAAGUAUACAAGAAACAGGUGAUAGAUCAAAGAGAUUAAACCACGCCCACGACGAACGCAGCCUAAUUUUGGGGUGAACCAGAGUUCACGGCACGGGGAAAGUGUGACGUAAACAUGUCCUACAUAACACAUCAUUUAAAUGAUUCAUUUAGUAUAGAACUGUUAGAUUAGCGGUGUUCAACCUGUGUGUCGCGACCGCUUUUGACCCGUACACAGGGGUAGCUAAGACCAUCAGAAAACAUGUGUCUAUGAAGAGCAACGAAAAUAAUUUUGUGGUUUGGGUGUCACUACAACAUUAGGAACUGUAUUAUAGGGUCGCGGUAUUAGGAAGAUUGAAGACCACUGUGUUAGAUGAUAAGGGAGCGGGGAAAUGUAUGGGAAAUGGUGUGGAGCAACAUUUAAAAUUCAAUAUUUAUAUAUAAGUUAAUACCCUCUGAAAAUAAAAACAAAAACAUACAUUAAUAAAUUAAAUAUGUAAAUUUUUUUUAAAGACGACCAUUCCAGAGUUCUCCUGGAAAUAAAUACACAUAACAAUGAAGGGGACUACAUAAAUGCAUCUUUUAUUGAGGUGAGAAGCCUUGUAUCUGUUUUAGUAAUCAUUAUUACUUUUCAUCCAAGUGGUUCUCAAAAUAGGUGCGUCGACCGUUUAGUUUGGAAUUAAAUACCAGGUGGUCUGUUAGAGAAUUUAAAUUCCACUUAUCAAAAUUAUUUAAGGAUGAGAGAUGGCAAAUAAAGCUCAAAGAAUUAUAGUGCGUUGUCGCCGUAUACUCCUUACAAGUAUCCCCUACUUAUAUACUUUUUUUGGAGAAGGUAUUCACAACUAACGUUGUUUUCUAAUAUGCUGGUUGUAUGUUUAAUUUUAGCUUAAAGUGAGAAGAAAAAAUAUCAAUAACGUUAUUAGCUUCAGAAUUGCAUCCAUUGACGAUAAAUUAUGGUUUGGUAUCGAAAUCAAAUUAAAAAUAAAAUUGAAACAAAAGUAGUGCACCUUGUCAACCAUCUUAAGCAAUUUCCUAAUUUUGAUCCAAAAAAAGACAAGUAACUACAUGUCUGUGUUUGCAAGUUGAAACAUCAAACUCAACACUACACAAACAGCCUCUAGUAAGGGUGUUGAGAGUUGCAUCUAUCUUGUAAGGGAACCACACUGGAACAUAUCGGUUAGCAGGUGUGAGAAUGUGUUCAAGAGUUCACCGGUAGUUAAGUGGCCACUAUCCAGACAGCCUAACUUAAAACAACUAGUUAUUGCCUGAUAUGACUGUCUAACAAAACCAAUGCUAGGUCGAAACGUAUCAAUCAAAACCAUUGUUAUACUAUAUUUAUUUAAGCUCACAGACAUUUUAAAUAAAUAUGUACUAAUAAUAAAUUACAACCGUUUAUAUAUAUUUUUCAUUCAAAUUAUUUUUCUUUUACUAUUUGAUGUAUUUGUGAAUUUCAGAAUUGAUAGCCUCACGUUUAAAAGAAAGUUUAUUGUAGUUUGUAUUUGUUUAAAGCUCAAAACUAAUACAAAUUAAAACUUUAUUUUAUGUAUUGUCAUUAGCACAAGUAUAUUGUUUCCUCAGGGUUACAAAAAUGACGAAAGAAUGAUAGCAUCUCAAGGUAAUUUUAUCGGAUACAAGAUGUAGUUAACAAUAAUUAACUAAUAUUACAGGUGUAUGUCAUAAGCUAUGUCAAGGAAAUACAAUAGAGUUUAUUUUGUGUGUUAACAUUUUAAUUUGUUUUUAAAGUUGAAUUUUUGUCGGAGAGUCUUUAUUCCAUUUUGAUAUCAACAGUCUGUUUUGUGUUAACCUAUUUUUAAAUCAUUUAUAUUAACGUCACCUUUAAGUGUUUGAGGAAAACUUUUCGAAUGGCUAAUGUUCAAACUUACGGUUAACCUACCGAGGUCAUACCUGGCAUACAUAUUUACUCGUUGCCCAUGACAAAAUAUCCUACAAAAUUAUCAUCCUCAAUCACCUUUUCCAAUUCAUAAGUUUUUGUCUCCGUUUUUUUUUAAAGGGAAGAUUAUAAUUAAAUAUGAUGCCACUAAUUUAAUGACAUAAAAUUUCCAAAAACUGUUCUAAAUCAUAUUCUUUUUGUAAUAAAUAACAACUGAGUUUAGUGUGAAAAAUAGUUUCAUUUGUCUUUUUCUAAAUUAAUUGGUAAUAUAAAUCUGCGAUGUGAAAGCGGGUGGGGCAUCACAAUAUUUAGUUAAAACGAAGUAAUAAAAAAUGCUUAUUAAGGAUUUAUAUGAAAAAAAAAAUAGUUUAAUGUUGUUUUUUUCCGUGAAGAUGUGUGUUUUCUGUACGCAAAGAGAGAUAAUUGUGUUUAUUUUAACACCAUGAGAAUCUUUCCGUUUCUCGCGUUGUUGUCUACCUUGUUUAAACGUUACAAGAAAUCGGGCGCUUAGCCUUUAGUCUGGACAUUAUAUUCUAAACGAGGUUUAGAACUAAUUAAUUGUAUUGUCAUUUAAAAAAAAAAAUGAAUUCUCUUGGCAAAAAUGUAUUUUAAUGCUCGUAAUAUAUCCUGUGUUCAUGUUUAGGUCCCAAAGCCUCCAUGGUAAAUGACUUUGUGCGCAUGUUGUGGGAGCAGAAGGUGGAGAAGUUGGUCAUGUUAACUAAUCUGACCGAAGAAGGAAAGGUAGAUAUUCUAUACUCUUUUUGUCUUGGUGAUUAAAGUAAGUAUAUUGUUAGUGACUUGAAUGCAUGGUGUGAUUGCGUGUUGGUUUGAGAUCAUGUGUGUUGUUUUAUCUGUUACUUUUAGUAUCUUGUGACGUAUUGUGUGAAAAGGGAUAUGACGUAUUAGUAUGGUAGAUGGUUGUGGAGUGUUGUUAUUUUGAGUACGGAAAUGGCAGUUGAGGACUUAGUUGGAUGAAUAAAGAUAUUUUAUACACGAAUUUAUAGUUGUGAAGUGUUUAUAAUAAACCCCUAGAUAACGAAGCCAACGAACCUAUUAACUAAGAAGAGGUUUGUAACAUCUAUCUUUUUUUUUCCUUUCUUUUUUUUUCCUUUGCUCUGUGGGUGGAGGGCUAAUAUCUUUUUUAUUUGCAUUGUUCUUUCGUUUUCUUGUGUUUUUGAUUAGCAGUGGGCUAUCCUUAUUUUUUUAUUGCCUUGUUGAUGAGCAGUGGGCUAUCCUUAUUUUUUUUAUUGCCUUGUUGAUUAGCAGUGGGCUAUCCUUAUGUUUUUUAUUGCCUUGUUGAUUAGCAGUAGGCUAUCCUUAUUUGUUUUAUUACCUUGUUGAUUAGCAGUGGGCUAUCCUUAUUUUUGUUAAAAAAUCACAAAUAAACGAAGUAAAACAUACAGUUUUUUUUUUAAUUGUCUCUAAAUACAAAGAAAAUAUAUUUAUACGUUUGUUAUCGUCCAAACGUGUACUCUGUUGAAGUAUGUUUUAUUGAUUUUUACAAUUUCUUUCUUUUUUUUUAAAAAUUUGUGUUGAAAAAUGUAAAAAAAAGACCUUGUCAUCUGUACAUUCGCUGCAUAUUAAAAUGCCCGCCCAUCGUUAUAUUGUAUGAUGUUUAAACACAACACCUUGCGUUUGUACAUCAAGGUGCAGCGAAAUUAAUGUAUUUGAAUGCCACGCCUUUACCUGCAGAUGAAAUGUGAAAGGUACUGGCCAGAAGAGGGCAGUCGCGAGUUUGGAAGUAUAACAAUCACAUUAACAACAACUCAAAUAUUUGCUGACUACACAAUUCGAAGACUGCAGCUCAUCAAAGUAGGCAAAGAAAUUUUUAAAAAAAUGUUAUUUAAAAUUAUGAAGUGAACUAAAAAUAAUACAUUGACUUUUGUUUAAAAUAGUUCUAAUGUGGAUAUUUGCAAAUAUUUUAUUUCUAUUUGUAUGAUUUGUAAGUCUCAUUAUCAAUGACAGAAUGGUCAAGGCUCACAACACAUCACACAGUAUCAUUUCACUUCAUGGCCAGACAAGGGGGUACCUCUAACACCAUGGGGGUUGGUCGACUUUGAACAAAGGGUUUUUGAUCAGCCGUCGAUACAACCGGUUGUAGUCCACUGUAGGUAAGAAAAGUUUCGUCCACUGUAGGUAAGAUAAAUGUAGUUCACUAUAGGUCAGACAAUUGUAGUCCGCUGUUGGUAAGACAACUGUAGCCCACUGUAGGUAAGACAAUUGUAGUCCACUGACGUAAAAUUAUUGUAGUCCAAUGUAGGUAAGACAAUUGUAGUCCACUGACGUAAAACUAUUGUAGUCCAAUGUAGAUAAGACAAUUGUAUUCCGCUGUAUGUAAGACAUUGUAGUUUGCUGUUUGUAAAAUUAUUUCAAGUUGAAUAAUAAGUUUUUAUUGCUAACAUUGACAUUACUAUACAACUUGUCGGUACUUUAUUAAUGUCUUGAUUUAUUUAACACUGGAAACCCUUAACAUUGUUUAAUGCAGUUCAACAAUUUACAUCUCAUUAUGCCUUCUUCUAAUAUCUUGUUUUAUGUGGUUUACCCUUUCUAAGCAUGUAUACUAUCUAUACAUGCAUCCAUCCUAUUUAUAUUAUUUAUGCUAACUUGUAGUAAGUUUUGGCAUAAAAAAUAUCAUUUAAAUUUGAUCUAAUUUUUACUAAACGCUGCUUAACAAAUAAUGAUAAUAAAUGAAGGAUUGCGUUCACGCUGUGUUAAGGGACUGGUAGAAAAAGUUAUUUUGAAGCUUGAAUUGAAAGACGAGACAGUAAGACUAGAACGCUGCGGCUAAGAGCCUCCUCGGCAGACAGAGGAAGUGUUCUAGCCAAUACGUUCUGAUCAUAUUGUCCUGUCUUUCGAUUCAAUCUCCCACAUAACUUGUUCUACUAGUUCCUUAAGACGUAGGUUCACAUCUUUCAUACAAAAGUUUGUGUAAUGAAAUUCAUUUUGGUUCGUUUUGAUAUUAACUUUCCUUACAUUUGUUACAAUCUUUGUUAUCGUCAUUGUUAUGGUCAUUGGUAUCAUCAUUGUUAUCAUCAUUUUUAUCAUUAUAAUAUCAUCAUUGUUAUCAUUAGUGCCGGAGUUGGUCGGACUGGGACGUUCAUAGCUUUGCGGAAUAUCAUGAGACAAGCCGAGGACACGGGACACGUAGACUUCUUCAACACUGUGGCAAAGAUGAGACAAGCUAGAACGAUGAUGGUACAAACUCAUGUAAGUAUUUAUUUUAACGAAUAUUUGGCUCAUAAAAUAUUUAACAAGGAGUUCGCUUAUGUAGCUACACUAUUCACAAGGGCUUGGUUAUUGUUGGAAAGCCGUACUAGUUUUUUUUCUGGAUAAGACAUACAUAAUUGAAGUUAAGUAAUUUUAUCUCAAUAGUUCUACACCAAUUUUUUGACAUACUUGAUAAAUAUACAAGUACCAUGUGCAUUGAUAAAGAUCAAUUUUUAAAAAAAUACAUUGAUGAAAACGGAAUUGUUGAAGAUAGAAGUACCCAGUGAACUGAUGAAGAUGGAAGUAUUGAGUCCAUUAAUGGAGAUAGAAAUACCCAGGGUAUUGAUGAAGUUAAAAUUACUGAGUGAAUGGAUAAAGAUAGAAGCACCCAGUAACAUUAUGGAGAUUGAAGUAACUGUGUAGAUGGUGUUAGAAAUAAAAAGUGUAACGCUUAGUUAGAUCCAGUGUAAUGUUGGAAUUAGAAGUAACCUGUGAAUAGAUGGCUCUAGAAGUACCCAGUGUAUAAAAGGAGCUAGAAAACACCCAGUGUAUCAAUAGCGUUAGAAGAAAUCAAUGUACUGUUGGAGUUUUGAAUUACUCUAUUUACUGUUAGAUUUAGAAGUUUUCAGGGUACUGUUGGAGUUGGGAGUACUCAGUGUACUGUUGGAGUUUGAAGCACCCAGUGUAAUGAUGGAGGUAGAAGCUCCCAUUGCAUUGAUUCAGGUAGAAAUAACUCAUCUAUUUAUAAAGAAAGAAGGACCAUGUGCAUUAAUAAAGAGUGAAUUGCCAGGUGCAUUGGGGAGAGUUGGAGCACCUUGUCAGAUUCUCCGUUUUAUUUAGAUUAAAGUUUAAUCCCCCACCCCCUUUUAACAAAAAUAAAAAAUUUGUAUAUUUUGUGCAAUUUUCUUUAGUACGACAAAAUGUACUUAUGUCAAUACAAAAAUAUGUUGAUUUUGUUCCGUAUUCAGGAGCAGUACCAGUUUUUACACAGGGCAGCACUUGUUGCGAUUGCUUGUAUGGGGACUACCAUAACUAAUGCGGAUAUCGAGAAGAGAAUUGCCACUCUGGAAAUGAAUUUUGGAACUGGCAAAUCCCAAUUGGAAAAGGAAUUUGAGGUGACAAAACCAAAUUAAAGAAAUAGGAUACUUGAAAAAAUAAAGUUCUAUGAAUGUUAAUCGAACAGUUAUUUUAGAGACAUUAAAUACAUUUUAAGACGUAUGGAAUUUGCUUUGAUAAGCAGACUCUGGAUUACAAAAAAAUAAAUAUAAUAAUAUAUUUUGAAAGUAACAAUAUCUCCAAAUUUUAUAAACAUAUCAUCUCUUUAAAAAUCAAAGCUUACGCACACAUGAGACAGUUAUAAAAAUUCGUUUUAUAAAAAGAUAGGUAUUUUUUUUAUUGAUUAUCAAAUAUUUAAUGUCAAUUAUUAUUAUUUUUGGUUUACGUCUUACGUGCAAAGAUUCCCAAGGCUUGAUUGUUAAUCUUGACUUGAGCUGAAUUUUGUUUAAAGGGAGGGAGAGUUGCUCAAUUCGUCGGCCUGACUCUCUCCUCAUUGCUAUUUGUUCCAAUGUCAAGGGUGCAAAGGAUGACCGACAGUUUGUUUGUGUCUCACAGGGCACGUAUGCGUCGUCGUAUUUUUCAUUGUGUCAAUGUCAUACCGCCGACGGGACGCCAUCUCAGGGUUUGAUUUCAGAGCGUGCAUUCUCUUAGAUGUGUUGCCAUCCAAGGUUAACGCGUCUCAUCCUGCUAGGGGUUUCUUUGCUUGUCUAGUUAUUUUUUUUUUCCUGUGUUUUGAACUCCAGUCCACAAGUUUAGGACUGUCUCAGUUUAAAACACUCGUUUACCCAGCACCAGAAUAACGUCUUAAUCAACACAUGUUACUUAACGUCAUUUUAAUAGUUGUAAAUUAUUAAUGAUGCAUGUAUUUAACCAUUGAGCACAUUCAUUGGGGUGUAGCAUUCUAUUAUUUAAAGUACUUAAUAAUGUUACAUGUAUGUUGUUCAGGCUGUAUGCACCAUUAGUAAGGAUGUUGGUGGAACAGACUCAGAAAGAGAACAUAACGAUGACGUUAUUUACCAAAACAGUGCCGGAGAUAAGGAAGUUAAAGACAGAUCGUCGUCUGUGAAGCCACGUAUGUUCGACGGAAUAAUUAAAACUUUGAAAACACUUUAAGGUCGCUCUCUCUUAUGAAUUUAAUUUAAAAUAGUAUUUAUAAAUAUCUUAUUAGAUAAUUCCCAAGUGGAUGUUGUCCGUCCUGAGUGCGCAACGUGAUGCGGUCUCAUUCGCUGCUUCCCACGCCGUACGCACAGAAUGCAAACAAAAUAAUAUAUUGGAAGGCAAAUAAAAAAGUUAAUAUGGUUAAACGUAGGGUCCAGUUCAUCACUAGCUGCCGGGAUUAAACAUGGAACCCUUCAAAAAUGUCAUACAUGUCUGUUUUAGAACUAGCAUGAUGUCAGUACAUGUUAAUCUCCUACUAAUAUGGCACCACUAACCCUUUAUACCCAAUGAAAAAAGACAUAAGUACCUGUCAUUUCCCAUUCUUCAUAGAGCCAAUACAACUAAGCAUUAGUGGAUAUAUGGAUCACCAUCUGGAUUAUUAUGAGGGCUAUUACCCCUCGUACAGUAUUUUGCACGCGCAACGUGCCUUUCUUUCUUGAGUUAGUUACAUUUCAUUGCUUCUCAUGGUUCCAAUAUCAAUAGAGUUCGAAAAUAUUAUAAAUAUGUGAUUUGUUUUCUUGUCAGCAGUCACUUUACAAUAGUUCUUUACAAUAAUACAAAAAAAAUGUAAAUAAAAAUAAAAUCCUAUCUAACUGAAUAUCAGUAACAACGUUAAUAAAAUUUAAAAAAAACAAAAAAAAAAAACACCUACUUUCAUCGCAUACAAACGGUGAACUGUACAGAGCUACACUUAAAACUGACACAACAAAUACGGGAGACUACAUCAACGCUGUCUUAGUGCCGGUGAGUCACAUAUUGAUUUAAUAGAGUUAAGACAGAAACAUUAAACGUGAUAUUGAUAUUUGUGAUAGACAUUACUACACAAAUUUAGGAAAAAUAAAAUAAGUAUGCAGCCCUUUAAAUGUAGGCUCACAUCAAUUUUUCCAGAGUUUCACAAAGCCAAACAAUUUCAUCCUAACUCAAAUCCCGCUGACCACAACCGUGGUUGACUUCUGGCGUCUAGUUACCCAAUACGAAGUCAAACUUGUGCUGGCUUUUGAGCUUGACUCCUCCGAUAAUAAAGUAAGUAUAUGCCUUUAUAAAUGGAGGUGCAUUGUUAAGUAAAAAAAAAAAUUUUAAAAAUAAAAAUUAAUUUUAUUACUUUCAGUAUUUCUUCUAAUGAUUUUGUAGCAAAACAGUUUAGUUAUUAAAAAAGGGGAUUGUUUUAAAAAAAACACAAUGUACAUACCUUUGCAGACUUUUGGAAAUUAUCUACCUUUAAACCACCACGAAGCACUUGAAUUACAGCAAUUCAUAAUAGAGACUGACGAAUCUGAUGGAAAGGGGUUUUAUGAAGAACAACGCGUCACAGUGAAAAGGAAAAAGGAUAAAAACAUCAAAAUGUUUAAUGUAAGUUUAAUAUGACAUAGAUUACAACAGCAUCUCAUUGAAUCUAUGUGUUCAAUUUUUUUAACAUUGACUUGAUCAUUUUUUUAUGCGACACAAACUUUGUACAAUCUGUAAGUGGUGUUACCUUCGCUUUUCUUCCCUUCUUCCGAUUCUAGAAAAACAGUUUUCAUACUUUAAUCCAUUUGAAAUGCAGUAUAAGGGAUUAUGACCUAAGGAAUCUUCUGACAGUAAUCACACAGGCAAGGGGGAUAAUUGCAAAACAAAAAGGAAGGGUUGUCUUCGUUUGCAGGUGA